CUCUCUCUCACUCCUCUUACUCGCCCACUUAGUAUCAUUUCAUCUCUUCCUUCCUUCCUCUCCCCCUCUUUCUCUCUUUUUCUCAUGUGCGCCUCUCGCACAUGCACUAACAGUCAGAGUGCUCUGACGGAUGGGGAUACACUGCCAAGGCGGACUAAGGGGUGAGAAGAGUGUGUUUCUUCUCUGCACUGGUGUGCUUUUCUUCUCUUGCGCCUGGCUUCCCUCACGAGCUGGUAAUUUUAAACCCCGGCCCCGAGGAUGAGGAGGAUCUUAUUGUGACGAAGACGCAACAAAGGGAAGAGGGAACCAAGAAGCAACAGGGUGGGAAAUUCUGCUCGCGUGAGAAAAGCACAUCUUUUUCUGUUUCGGCUGGAUCGAGCAAGGAGUCCAGUCUCCCAGCAGCAGCCAUGUGACAGGAGCUGUCACCAAGCAGAGGAUGCCCACAUCCUGCUAAAGCAGCGCUGCCUUCCCCCUCCCCCUCCUGCUCCCUCCCUUCCUCCCACAUGAGGACAAGAAGAUGACUAUCACCAACCGGCAGUCCUUCAAUGUCCUGACGGUCAUCUUCCUCCUGCUGUCCACUGCAGCCCUCUCAGCUCAUUACCGAGUGUGCGAGCCCUACUAUGACCACAAAGAGCGUUUUCACUUCGGCUUUCACUGUCCUCGCCUCUCAGACAACAAGACCUACAUGUUCUGCUGUCACCACAACAAGACUGCCUUCAAGUACUGCUGCAACGACACGGAGUUCCAGAUGGUCAUGCAGGUCAACCUCACCACCAUAUCAGAUGGUUAUGGACACAAUAAUUAUACAGCCCUGGUUGGCGUGUGGAUCUACGGCUUCUUCGUCAUGGUGCUGCUCGCCCUGGACUUUCUUUACUACUCAGCCAUGAACUACGAGUUGUGCCGGAUCUACCUAGACAAGUGGGGUCUGGGAGGACGCUGGCUGAAGAAGGCUCGGAACCAGUGGCACCAAUCCAUGCCGGAGGAGAGUGAGGUCCAGGCUCAAGCCCAGCCCAUGGUCCCCAGCCACCAUCAGCCCAGACACAGCCUUCGAGGGGAGAGCCACAGCCCCACACUCCUGCCCUACGACACCUCCACUGCAUGAAUCAUGCUAUACAGAUGGACACAUUGGAGAGAAGCCAGACCUGGUUUCCUAAUGUCCUAUGGAGGAGAUAUCCCAUAUCAGCCUUCUGGACUGCAGAGAAAAACACACUAACACUGGCCAAGCCAAUACUGUAGUAGGUUUAAGGGACCACUGCCUCUGUGUGAAGAGCACAAAACAACCAUGCAAUCACAGACGCAGGUCUGUAUGACAGUGAAAAGCGGUUGAAAUCAAGGCAUAUGUGUUUGCCCUGAAACAUCUGGAAACGCCUGCAGUGUCCAGAAACAAAUCCAAGCGGACAAACUAUGAAACCGAUGGAAAAGCUUGGCUCUCUUCGAAAAAAAAAAAAAUCAUCUUUCUAGAUAGAAAAGUGUUAAUUACACUGCUGUGUCACUUUGUGUUCAGUAGCAGUUAGACACAGUUUUGGGUAUUUCUAUUUGGUGAUUUAUUUAUGUGAACUAGUCAGAAGAAUAUGAGUGGCUACCUUUCUGAACAUGUGACGGCCUAGUUUGAUGCUGAGCAUCUCACCUAGAAUGUGUUUUUUGUUACCUGCUAAAACAAGACUUAAAUGUCUGUGUGUGAAAUGGUUUGGGCCUUCCCUUCUGCAAAGCCACUGAAUUGUCUGUUGCGUGUCUGGCCAGGAAACACACACACACACAAGCAUCAUACAGUUGAACUCAGAGCUUAACUUGUUGGAAGUUCUGUCUUUACACCCAGAACUUAAUUGAUGAUCAGGGAUGUGUUCGAGACAGAAAGCAGCUUUAUACCUAGUCAAACACAACUGCAGACCUUAGCGUUCAGACCCACAAUGACCCUACACACACUUCUGAGGCUCGUGUGUGACAUUUUCACUGGCCUGGAGCAGCAUGGAAAGUGGCUUCAUUAGCAAUAUAAUACAAGAAUAUCCAGGCGCACGGCAUGCCCUGCAACACAAAUGACAGAGACUAUAAGCAAUUAGCCAUAUCAGAAUAUGUUUAAAAAGAAUCCCCCUUUUAUUUCCAGCAAUAAUGUACAGCACCUUGAUUAGAGAGAAAGCUCGGUGAGAAAGGUCAAAGGUUCCUCCCUGAAAGUCACUGUAUUAAAGCAGCAAUGGCUCAGCUUAAACCAGAGGAAACUUUCAGGAGAUUACAAACCCCUAAAAGGUCUCUAAAAAUGUCAGCUUUGUAAAGAUAGACCUAGCACAUGUAUGAUUUGUUUAAAAAAAAGUCUCAAAUUUUCUAGUAGGAUAUAAGAAAUUAUUGAUUUUAUUUUUAAAGAAAUUAAUGUGCAGUUUUAGUCACAUUAGAGUAUAAAGGGUUUCCUGAUCGUCCACUAAAAUACUGACAGAAACAGUUAUUUAAUGAGAAAUUAAUUUGACAUUAUUGUCAAUGCUGACUGGAAAAAAAAUCUAAAAUAUACUCUACUGUUCUGUAUUAUUGUCUGAUUUAAGAAGAAUUUCAGUCGUUUUGACUAAUAGAAAGCACAAAUCUUUUGUAAAACUCAUUUUCCACCUGAAACCAAAUGGUUUUUGGCAGCCUUAGAAUUACCUGACAAUUUUUCUCAAAAAAGUCUUCCUGUCUUUUUGGGAUGAAAGUCCACAAAGCAGCCGCUGAUGCCAUUGUUAAUCCGUGUGACAGGAUGUGAAGAGCAAGUUGGCAGAAAGCACGUAGUGUAUUAGCGGUGUGUCCGUUCCAAUCUUGCAUCUGCAACUUGUAAAAAUGACAGCUGUGGAGGCUGCAUGUCCACUGAAGAAAUAAUCAUUCGGAAAUGGCGAGAAAAUCCGAUUUCAUUCAAAUGAAGGAAAACAGAGAGGGCGGAACUUCAAACCUUAUCUCUAUAACUUCUACUAGUCUCAAACUACCUAACAGGUCUGCCAGAGUCAUCCCCAAGUUAUCUGCAAUAAUAUUCAAAUUUGCCGAGUUGUUAGAGCAGCCUAAUUCUCAUUUCAAUAGCUGGAGUUUAAUUGGAUCUGUGCCCCAGCAGACUUGUGCCAUCACUUCCAGGGGCACAGAGGCAGGAUGUGUCCAAGUGAAAUAAUUGGCCAAGCGAUCAGCACUGGCUCUAAUUUACUCCUCUAACACGCUCACCCGGUUCUCCGAGUGAGAACAGCAGAACCAAACAGCGAGGUGAGAUUUGUAGCAGGUGCAGCAGGACAGAAAAGUUUUAAUUAGUCCUCAAAGCUGAAGAAGUGGGUAAAAUCCGAUGCUUUAUGGUGGAAAUCUUGCUUUAUGAGGGUUCAGUGUAGUGUGUGACCCAUAAUAAAGACAAGGAGAUGUGUUCUUAUCAACAGUUAUGUAACACAAAAGCAUCACUUAUCCUCUGAUGUGUUUCAGGGUCAAACAGGGGGAUUCUUUCCUCGUUUUUAACGUAACAACAUGGUUUUGUGAUGUUUUUGUUCUGUUAGAAACAGUUUUGACUCUGGCCUGAUGUAGUGUGGUACUGUAAACUGUAUCAACUCAACCCUCUUUCCAUAUUUAUAUCAAACGUAAAGGAAAAAAAUAAAUGGCGCAGGAAGACGGUGGCACACAUCUGUUUCAGUCUCUCCUGGUUGUCAUGGUAAUAGAUGCCUUAUAGUUGAACUCCCACCUGUACACAGAAAGAAGCUUUUUAGUGGUUGAUACCUCACUUUUAUGGGUGUGGUGGUGAUGAUGAUGACGUGCACCAGAUUCUGUCUAUGUACUGAAAACUAGAUAGAAUAUAACUGUUCUCAGCUGGAUUGUUACUUCAGUUGUUUGACUUUGUAUUGUCAUGACAGGGAAAAAUAAAGUUUUAUCUUUUCCAGAGUGUUUAAA
Molecule: messenger RNA, 3870 nt
Organism: Oryzias latipes (Japanese medaka)
Lineage: Eukaryota; Metazoa; Chordata; Actinopteri; Beloniformes; Adrianichthyidae
Gene: shisal1b
Product: shisa like 1b
Source: RefSeq, a predicted model, not a curated record